AAGGGAACAGCCAAAACGACGUCAUCCCAUUCCAUUCCAUUUUAGGACGCUAAUGUGCAGAGCUUGGUAAUGCUAAUGCAGCGACUUCAUCUUUGUGGCGGAUAUACAUAAAACUUUUUAUUUCUUAUAACAGAAACACAAACAGAGACAAAUAAAGAGAGUGAAUCGAAUUCCGAUGGACGGAAAUAAUAGCAGUAAAGAAGAAGAAAAGCAUGAAAUCAGAAAUGAAAGCGAAAAAAAUGUUGGAUUGAAAGGAAAAUCAUGUAAAGGAUAUUUGUAUUACUCUUCUCAUCUCAAAUCUAACGGUUCUAAUCCUCGCUGCAUCGGCGUCCCUCGUUCUCUCAAUCAAGUUCCCAGUUACAUUGUUGGGCAAACUGAGGUUGAAGCUUCAAAAGAAGGGCGGUCUCUUGUAGAUUUCUAUUAUGGCUGUGCUGGGUAUUCGGUCUUUAUUAAUAAUGAUCAUCCUUCUUCUGAUAAGCAAGCUGCAAAGACACAACUCCCAGUUUGCGUUGGCCUCGAGCUUUUAGUAGAUAGAAGAGUCAAUGCAGGUAAUACUACAUCCGCACCAGCUCAUGUUCACGGUAGAGAAGGUGGCCAAGAUUUAUCUCAGCCUCAGCAUCAGUAUCAAACUCGAACACAGAAACCGGCCCAUUCUGCUGGAGACGACUUCCUGAGCAGGUAUACGAGAAAUGCAAGUCUGGUUGCGUCAGGAGUGUCCAAAAACUUGCGUAAAGUGGGGAAUUACGUUAAAGAGAGUUUGAAUGACAUUGUAUACCCGUACAGAAGACGGCCGAAGUGAGGCUGUCGGUUUUGAGUAUCUAAGGGGAGGAUAAAAAAGGGUAGAUGAAGUAGAAUGAUGCUUCAUGUGCUAUUUUAUAUUUCCAUAAUGUAAUUGUUCUUUCCAACACACCACUUGUAUCUCCAUCUACCCUCUUUAUAAUGAAACGCCUGUGCAUCGUUCUUUUGCCAAAACAUGACAAUAUGGUUCAUUUUGUCUAUGGAAUUGUCAAGGUUGAGCCAAAUGGAGGAGAAUAGGAUGGCAAAGCUUCUUGUUUUUGUAUUACAGUAAUAAGCUGAUAAUCUUCAAAUAGAUGAUCAUGGUAAUUGUUUAA
Mercurialis annua (annual mercury) is the source of this 1112-nucleotide messenger RNA. RefSeq lists its product as uncharacterized. Lineage: Eukaryota; Viridiplantae; Streptophyta; Magnoliopsida; Malpighiales; Euphorbiaceae. The transcript has 5 exons. Bases 176 to 799 code for a protein of 207 amino acids. The record is from RefSeq and is a predicted model, not a curated record.